Molecule: messenger RNA, 6702 nt
Organism: Sphaeramia orbicularis (orbiculate cardinalfish)
Lineage: Eukaryota; Metazoa; Chordata; Actinopteri; Kurtiformes; Apogonidae
Product: kinesin heavy chain-like
Exons: 29
Coding region: 467-3595 (1042 amino acids)
Biological process (GO): microtubule-based movement
Molecular function (GO): ATP binding; microtubule motor activity; microtubule binding
Source: RefSeq, a predicted model, not a curated record
CGGGCCGAUGAUCAGCAGCUUUUACCUCACUGCCCUUCUAGCAGCAUCUCACCUUCAGCCGGCCAACACUUUCACAUCAACCUCCGCAAAGCCGAGCAGGGCCACGAAAAGCAGCGGUAAAGGAGACGACCAGGAGAAACCAGCAGAGUCUGUGUUUUUAAUGAUGUAGGGGAGCAUUUUAAAGCUUAAUAUCUAAUUUAUCCUGCGUCUCACUGCGACAAGAAAACCCCAUCCGGCUGCGCAUAAAUAAAGCGCAUCCCUCUCUUAGAAUUUCGGAUCAAAUCUCCAAGUGUCAUCCUCAGAGUCCAGAAGGACGACGUUUGGUCAGCUCCGUGUUUUUGUCGCUGAGAUCGGGCCCGUAUCCGCGUCUGGUCCCCCCUCCAUCCAUCCAUCCAUCUAUCCAUCCAUCCUCAGCAGCAUCUUCCUUCAGAGCCGACAGCAGCAUCCUUCCUCCUGAAUCUGCGCAAUGGCCGACGUCCCUUCGGAGUGCAAUAUAAAAGUGCUGUGUCGCUUCCGUCCCUUGAACCAGUCGGAGAUUUUACGCGGGGACCAGUUUGUGCCCAAAUUCCAGGCAGACGACACUGUCAUUGUCGGGGGGAAGUCCUAUGUCUUUGAUCGAGUGUUUCCAACCAACACCACCCAGGAGCAGGUUUACAACACCUGCGCCAAGCAGAUCGUCAAGGAUGUGCUGUGUGGAUACAAUGGCACUAUCUUUGCAUAUGGACAAACCUCCUCCGGGAAGACUCACACCAUGGAGGGUAAACUCCAUGAUCCUCACCAGAUGGGGAUCAUUCCUCGCAUCGCUGAGGACAUUUUCAACCACAUCUUUGCCAUGGAUGAAAACCUUGAAUUCCACAUCAAGGUUUCUUAUUUUGAGAUCUACAUGGACAAAAUCCGUGACCUUUUGGACGUGACAAAGACCAACCUGUCUGUCCAUGAGGAUAAGAACAGGGUGCCGUAUGUCAAGGGAUGCACUGAGCGUUUUGUCUCCAGCCCCGAUGAGGUCAUGGAUGUGAUUGAUGAGGGGAAAGCCAACCGCCAUGUUGCUGUGACAAACAUGAACGAACACAGCUCUCGCAGCCACAGCAUCUUCCUGAUCAACAUCAAGCAAGAGCAUGUGGAGACGGAGCAGAAGCUGUGUGGAAAACUCUACCUGGUGGAUCUGGCCGGUAGUGAGAAGGUCAGUAAAACCGGGGCUGCGGGAGCGGUCUUGGACGAGGCUAAAAACAUCAACAAGUCUCUGUCGGCUCUGGGAAACGUCAUCUCAGCCCUGGCUGAGGGAACGAAAAGUCACGUGCCGUACCGUGACAGUAAAAUGACCCGCAUCCUGCAGGACUCACUGGGUGGAAACUGCCGCACCACUAUGUUCAUCUGCUGCUCCCCCUCCAGCUACAAUGACGCUGAGACCAAGUCCACUCUGAUGUUUGGACAGCGUGCUAAGACUAUCAGGAACACGGCCUCUAUCAACCUGGAGCUGACGGCCGAGCAGUGGAAGAGGAAGUUCGAGAAGGAAAAGGAGAAGAACAAGACCCUGAAGGACACCAUCCAGAAGCUGGAGGCUGAGCUCAACCGCUGGAGAAAUGGUGAGGAUGUGCCUGAGACUGAGAGGACCACAUCUGAAGUAGUAAACCGCAUCGAGUCUGUGGAAGAACGUCCGAUUCUGGACAACGACACCUCCUCCAUUGUGGUCCGCAUCUCUGAGGAGGAGCGUCAGAAAUAUGAGGAGGAGAUCCGCAAGCUGUACAAGCAGCUGGAUGAUAAGGAUGAUGAGAUCAACCUGCAGUGCCAGCUGGUGGAGAAACUGAAACAGCAGAUGCUGGACCAGGAUGAGCUCCUGGCUUCAUCCCGAGGUGACGGGGACAAGGUUCAGGCUGAACUGGGUCGGCUGCAGGUGGAGAGCGACUGCGCUAAGGCGGAGGUGAAGGAGGUGUUGCAGGCUCUGGAGGAACUGGCCAUUAACUAUGACCAGAAGAGCCAGGAGGUGGAGGAGAAAGGCCUGCAGAACCAGCUGUUGGCUGACCAACUGGCCCAGAAGAUGGCCAGUCUGAUGGAGCUGGAGGCCGAGCUGUCUCGUAUGCAGGAAGUGAGCGGUCAGCAGAGGAAACGCAUCGCUGAUGUCCUCAACGGUUUGAUGAGAGACCUCAGUGAGUUCAGCACCAUCGUGGGCAACGGAGAAAUCAAGCUGCCGGUGGAGAUCAGCGGAGCAAUUGAGGAGGAGUUCACUGUGGCUCGACUCUACAUCAGUAAGAUCAAGUCUGAGGUGAAGAGCAUGGUGAAACGCUGCCGUCAGCUAGAGAACAUGCAGCUGGAAUGCCACCGCAAGAUGGAGGAGACCGGGAGGGAGCUGUCCUCCUGCCAGCUCCUCAUCUCUCAGCAUGAGGCGAAGAUCCGCUCUCUGACGGAGUACAUGCAGAGUGUGGAGCAGAAGAAGAGGCUGCUCGAGGAGAGCCACGACUCCCUGAGCGAAGAGCUGGCCAAGCUGCAGGACCAGGAUAACUCCCAGAUGGACGAGAAAGAUGCAGAGAAGGGAGAGACCGAGGAUGGAAACGUCAAGAAGUCUAAUCGCCAGCAGGGGGAGACACACCGCGGCCUCCAUCACAAACAGUUGGCCCGUCUGCGGGAUGAGAUCAAUGAGAAGCAGAGGAUCAUCGACGAGCUCACAGACCGUAACUCCAAACUGGAGCUGGAACUGGCUCAGGUUCGUGCUGACUUUGAGCGUCUGAAGACUCAGGACACGACCAAGAGCGAGCGUCUGGAGGAGCUGUCAUUCCUGCAUGAACGUCAUGAGCAGACUAAACAGGACUUGAAGGGUCUGGAGGAGACUGUCGCCCGCGAACUCCAGACCCUCCACAACCUGCGCAAGCUGUUCGUUCAAGACCUCACGUCGCGGGUUAAAAAAAGUUCCGAAAUGGAGCCUGAUGAUAGCGGGGGGUCUUGCACCCAGAAGCAGAAGAUUUCCUUUCUUGAGAAUAACCUGGACCAACUUACAAAGGUUCACAAACAGCUGGUUCGUGACAAUGCAGAUCUGCGUUGCGAGCUUCCAAAGCUGGAGAAACGUCUUCGGUCUACUGCUGAGAGAGUUAAGGCCCUGGAGACUGCACUGAGGGACGCCAAAGAGGGCGCCAUGAUGGACCGACGCCGCUACCAGCAGGAGGUUGACCGCAUCAAGGACGCCAUGCGGGCAAAGAACAGCAUGAGGCGCCCGCAUGCAGCACAGAUUGCUAAGCCUGUGAGACCAAAGCAGCUGCCUGUUUGCUCGCCAACCAACCCCUUCUACACCUACAUCCGUGCCACUGAACACGCCAACACCUACAGCAACGCCCUUUUCCAGAGAGGUGUGACACAGCAGAACGCCGCCACCGUCAACUGCAACCCCAACUCUGUCCAGACCAACACAGUUUCCACAGCACUGGGCUACAGAGCAGGCAGAUAUAACGGAGACAUACUGGAGUCCUACCCACUCAACAUUGACAAUGGUAACAGCGUCAGUGAAACAAGAGACAUCAAUGACAACAGGAGUGAUGUUCACUGUGGCAGCGAGGUGGAUGACUCAAACAGGCACUACAUCAUUCAGCAGGAGACCGCUGCAAGUUAAUGCCAUGAGGAUGACCAAUCACUGUACCCUCCCCAUCUCCCCGUCCUGUCUGCAUGCAGCCUUCCUCCCCGUCUCUCCACUGCAUCACUGAUGAAGAUGACGAUGAAGAUCUGUAGCCCUGUAGUCUUCUAACUAGAUGAAGCCCCUCCUACUCUUACGGUGACUGCUCUCGCCCUCACGCCUGCGAUUAGGCCCAGGUUUGAGCUCCAGCCCCUUUCUAUUUAAUCAUCUCAGGAAACACUUUAAUCAGAAUUUGUUUUUAAUGCGAAACCUUCUUGUAAUCGACUAAUCGAUCCCUCAGCCGAUCAGUUCAUCAUAAGAUACCACUGAAGCUGAGCCUCCUGAGAUGGUUUCAUUGCAAUGGGGCUGAAUCCAUCCCUGAUUCCUUAGUACACACAUGUUGUAAAUAAUAGUGACAUAUACACCAGUAGAGGUUUUUGACCAGCAACUGUUUGUGUGAACGCACAGCCUCCACCGCCCCCUGCACACACCGACUUAAGGGCAUCAUGUGGAUGACAUACUGUAGGCAGACCUGACCUUUUUCUCCGUCAUAAAUAAGACUGUAGUGUGUAACGCCAGCUUGUAACAGAAGACCCACGUUCUGCAUGCAUGUCGCGUAGCGGGUUAGCUUUCAAAUCUUUGCAUGUGUCAUGAUUUCAGUCAGGAGCUGGUAUGCCAUGAACGAACCGUCUGACCGACUUUGGCAGAUGUCAAAGAGAGAGCUGGUUUCCCUUUAUCCACAUCCCAGUCUCAGUGCUUUAGAUUUUUGUAGGUGAUAAUAGAAUCGAGUCCUUAACUAACACUGGUUCUGGUUGUGUUGAAUAAAAAUACAUCAGGGAAACACAACCCUCGCAGUCUGUAACCUUUUGUAAAUGCUUUGAUACCUGUAGCGUCGCACCAGUACUUUGAUGUUUGUACAUUUCAGGCAAAGUUCUCCAAACCUAUUCAUUGUGGCCCUUCCCUGCUUAUUUUGUGAGUCUUCUUACCAAGCCUUAACAAAAGCUGAAUUCUCAUGAUCAAACUAUCACACAAUGUCAUGUGCACACAAUUGUAAUUACUACCUCCAGAACACUUACUAUACUUAUUACUGUAUAUUAUGACAAAUCCUGAAUUAGAGCAGCUUUUACACUCAUUAGAGAAUGUUUAAUGCAACAGUUAGAAGGUUUGUUUUAUCUGAGCAGAGAUCAUGUUAUCCUGUUCAUUCUUGCAGAUGAAAUCUUGACUGUAUAUAAAGAUCAGAGCUGGGAUGAAAACGUUAAAAUGAACAGAAGCUGAGUUUUGACAAGGCCUUAUAAAUGCAUACCUAAAUUAAUGAAAUUAAUGAAAACAUUCCCUAUUAACCCAAUGUAAUAUUAGCAUUUUUUACCUUCUACGUGUGUUUUGUCAAGUCAUGGAAUAGUUUGAGCAUCAGAAAGCACUUUAAAACUGUAUGGAAUGAAUGAAACUGUAGUGAAAUCUCCACUUCCCAGCUGAGCAGCCACCAGUUUGGGGUGGAUGAACAAGAGAGGCUUUUGUCUGCUCAGUCAUGCUGUGAUUCUUCUGCUCAAAAUCCUGACCAGCCAAUCAGGACAGGAGAAAGCAGCAUGUCUUGGACCGCAGAUAAAGACAUGAAUGUAUCUGGACUGAGAUGAAAACAGUUAGAGGUGUAGAGAUGUUGGACUCUGAAAGGAAAUAAGAAACGUUAGACCAAAGUAAAAUGAAAAUGGAAGUGAAAUUUCAUACAAAUGCACAGUAUAAUAAUUAUUAUUUACUGAAGUGUAUGUAAAAAGUCUCCCUUUUGCAAAUAAGUAAAAUAAAAUAGAACAUGGUACAUCCAGUCUUUAAAUGAAGGAAAUUACGGGGGGAAAAGAUGGAGGAUGGAGGAUGUUUUAAAACAGUAAACCAAAUAGUUCUUUCUACACAAAUUUAGUUUUUAGUAUCUUAGAUAAACAAACUGCUACCACUACUUCUACUACAACAUGCCUUUAAACCACUGCAACCCCUUAUUUGUACAUUGAACAUUAUUUUCAAGCCGAUUUUGAUCAAAAUCUCAACCUUUUGCUGAUGAGAUUUGACAGAGCCACUGUCAUUACCCACAUUUUUUUUUUACUUGAUUUGUAUAUUUGCACAUCUACAUAUAAAAAGACAAUGAGGAAAACAUCAACAUCAAAAAAGUAAUAAACAAAUGUGAGAUGCAUUGCAAUAAAGUGUUAAAACAUUAACUAAAUUAUUGAUUUCAGACCAUUUCAGAUGUAUUUUUGAAUAAGGAUAGUGUCAAUGUAGAUUACAAUGAUGGGGGUAGAAAAGACAAGUCAAUAUUUGUAAAUUAAGCUAAAAAAAAAAAUCUUCAAAAUUUGCUAUGUUUCUCAGUUGAAGUUAGUUUAUCAUGACUGCAGCUAUUGGAUCUGUCUUAUCCAGAUAAGAACCUUUUCUGUAAAGUGAUGAAUCCUCCCGACAUAUCUGAUCCUUAACAUCGACCAUAGUCUUAACCACCGCUCAGCCUCAUGUUCUUACUGGCAUUAACAACAUCUCAGGGCUUUAUAUCCACAAUCACACCCGCAUCAGGCCAUCACUGCUGUCUUCCUCGCAGGAGUAAAUCUAUGAACAAUCAGGUCGGUGUUUUUGAGGCUUAGCAGAAGAACAGGAAGCUAAACAUCAUUUUAUACAUGCAUAACACCCCCGUUUCACUACAUAACAUCAAAAUAAAAUAUAAUAAAAAAUCACAGCCUGGUCAGACUCUACUGUGUGUGUCCAAGCAGACUGUCUGUUUGACAUCAUGUGGAAUAAAUUAAAUGGAGGGGAGGGGGGAUUGUGUACCAUAUUGUCACCUGCUGUCCCACUGUCUGAUUUCAACAUAUCUAAAAUACAUGUGCUAUAUAUUGUUAAUCUUGUAAGUAAACCGGCGUGUCAUGACAUCGUAAAAUGCAAAACAAAGGUACACGCUAACUUUGUUCAGAGAAUUCCCAGAUGUUUGUUUUAUUUAUUUCUGUAUGCCUAUACUGUAGCGUCAACAUGAUUAUGUGAAGAAUCACCGUGCAAAAUUUCUGUAUAUAUAGACUCAUCACUAUGCUGUACUGUAUGUGAAACAUUGUGUUGUAGUAAAAACUUCAAUAAACUUGUAGAAAGGA